Lolium perenne is the source of this 3185-nucleotide messenger RNA. Its product is annotated as phospholipase D delta. Gene Ontology annotation, cellular component: plasma membrane. Gene Ontology annotation, biological process: phosphatidylcholine metabolic process; phospholipid catabolic process. Gene Ontology annotation, molecular function: calcium ion binding; D-type glycerophospholipase activity. The record is from RefSeq and is a predicted model, not a curated record. Lineage: Eukaryota; Viridiplantae; Streptophyta; Magnoliopsida; Poales; Poaceae.
GUCCAGCGCCACACCACUGCCCCCUUUCUCCCUCGUUCGUCGUUCAUCGCCCCGAGGACUCCGCGCCGCACACAAAAUGGCUAACGACACGUUAAUUAGCAAGUUCAACCUUCGGGAUGUUUCUCUCUUCCGUCUUUUCUCCUGUUCUCUCUCCCUUCCCGCGCGCGGACGCGUUCAGCUUCACCCAGCUGGCUUUGUCUCUCUCUGGUGCGUCUCCUGCCUUCGAUGAGGUAUUUUUUGGAUCAUCCAAUAAUGUGAUUUGGAUUGCAAAGGAUGUCCUCUUCAGGAGAAUGGUAGUAUAGCUUCUGGUUCACCUUAUUGUGGUGUUUUUUCUCAUCCCUCAUACAAUGGGGAAACAUGCUGCUGAAUCAGGGACUAGUUUGCUCCUACAUGGAGACUUGGACAUACAGAUAGUGGAAGCAAAAUGUCUUCCCAAUAUGGAUCUCAUGACCGAAAGGAUGCGGAAAUGCUUCACUGGCUAUGGUGCUUGCAGGACUGACUGCGGGAACUCUGAUGCACAUCCAGACGUGAGGAAGAUCAUCACUAGUGAUCCCUAUGUUUCGGUUUGCCUCUCGGGGGCAACAGUGGCACAAACUAGAGUCAUUGCGAAUUCAGAGAAUCCUAAAUGGGAUGAACACUUCUAUGUUCAGGUUGCUCAUUCAGUUAGCAGACUCGAGUUUCAUGUAAAGGACAAUGAUGUCUUCGGGGCUGAGCUUAUCGGUGUUGCUUCAAUACCGGUUGAACAGAUCACACCAGGGGAUAUGGUCAGUGGCUGGUUUCCAAUCUCUGGUCACUAUAGUAAUCAUAUGAAGGCAUCCCCUGAACUGCAUCUGUCUAUCCAGUAUAAGCCAUUUGACCAGAAUCCAUUGUACAAGGAUGGAGUUGGUGCUGAUGGUACUGAGAAUAUUGGCGUGCCAAAUGCUUAUUUUCCUCUUCGCAAGGGUGGUAGGGUUAGUCUUUAUCAAGAUGCCCAUGUUCCUGAUGAAUUUCGUCCUAACAUUGAAAUUGAAGGUGGGAGGGCAUAUGAACAAAAUAGAUGCUGGGAAGACAUUUGUCAUGCCAUUGUUGAGGCACAUCACCUUAUUUAUGUAAUCGGGUGGUCUUUAUAUCACCCUAUCAAGCUUCUAAGAGAAUCAACAAAGCCUUUGCCCAAUGGAGUCCCGCAGACCGUUGGGGAGGUUUUGAAGAGCAAGGUUCAGGAGGGAGUCCGUGUUAUCGUGUUGCUUUGGGAUGACAAAACAUCACAUGACAAAUUUCUCUUGAAAACGGAUGGACUCAUGCAUACACAUGAUGAGGAAGCUCGGAAGUUUUUCAGGCAUUCAGGUGUCCAUUGUGUGUUGGCUCCUCGGUAUGCUAGCAACAAAAUGAGCAUUUUCAAGCAGCAGGUUGUAGGAACUUUAUUUACGCACCAUCAGAAAUGUGUCAUUGUAGACACUCAAGCCACAGGAAACAAUCGAAAAAUAACAGCUUUUAUUGGUGGUCUUGACUUGUGUGACGGCAGAUAUGAUACACCAGAACACAGGAUUUUCAAGGACCUUAACACUGUCUUCAAGGAUGAUUUCCAUAACCCCACAUUCCCUGUUAGUAAGUCUGAUGGACCGAGACAGCCAUGGCAUGAUUUACAUUGCAAAAUCGAGGGUCCAGCUGCAUAUGACAUACUUACAAACUUCGAACAGCGAUGGAGAAAAUCUGCAAAAUGGAAAGUCAGUGUCAGAAGAGCUGUAAGUUGGCAUCAUGAUACCUUGGUCAAAAUAAACCGGAUGUCAUGGAUUGUUUCGCCCUCCGCAGAUGAGUUAAAUGCGCAUGUUUGUGAUGAAAAGGACCCAGAAAACUGGCAUGUACAGAUUUUCCGAUCCAUUGAUUCAGGAUCAGUGAAGGGAUUUCCUAAACUUGUUCAAGAAGCCGAGUCACAGAACCUUGUCUGUGCAAAGAAUCUGCAGAUAGACAAGAGCAUACACAAUGCAUAUGUAAAAGCCAUCAGAUCUGCACAGCACUUUAUUUACAUUGAAAACCAGUAUUUUAUUGGAUCUUCAUACUACUGGUCUUCACAUAGAAGCGCAGGUGCAGAGAACCUAAUACCAAUUGAAUUGGCCAUAAAGAUUGCAAGAAAGAUCAAGGCAAGGGAGCCGUUUACUGCUUAUAUUAUUAUACCAAUGUGGCCUGAAGGCAAUCCGACAACAGCUGCUAUGCAGGAGAUCCUCUUUUGGCAGGGGCAAACCAUGUCCAUGAUGUACAAGAUUAUCGCAGACGCUCUCCGAAAGGAAGGGUUAGAUGAUGCCCAUCCACAGGAAUACCUGAACUUCUACUGCCUUGGUAAACGUGAAAUCACAAGUGAUUCUUCGACGACAAGCCAUUCUAAUGAGAAUUCCCCCAUGCGUCUGGCUCAGAAGUUCAGGAGGUUCAUGAUCUACGUGCACUCGAAAGGGAUGAUCAUCGAUGAUGAGUUUGUGCUUAUUGGCUCAGCCAAUAUAAACCAGAGGUCCAUGGAUGGGUUGCGGGACACCGAGAUAGCCAUGGGCGCCUAUCAGCCUCACUACAGCUGGGCAGGAAGCAGAGGCCCUCCACGAGGACAGGUGUAUGGGUUCCGAAUGUCGCUGUGGGCAGAGCACCUGGGCACGGUAGAGGAGUGCUUCCGCCGGCCACAAUCCAUGGAGUGCGUCCAAUUGGUGAACCAGAUGGCAGAGGAUAACUGGGCGUGCUAUGUGUCGCCCCAGAUGGUGGAUAUGAAGGGGCACCUCAUGAGGUACCCCAUCAAGGUCGAGAAAGACGGACGGGUGGGGCCAUUGCCUGGGCAUGAGAGCUUCCCGGACGUCGGCGGCAAGGUGCUCGGCACUCACUCCUCGCUUCCCAACGCUCUAACAACGUAACAGAUGAUCCUUGGCAUGGGAAAGAAUAAUAUAACUAAUCGCUGGAGCUUGAAGAAGCCCUUCAAACGUGGCUACCGACCUUCAGAAGAGGGAGACGAAGUUGUUUGUGAGAAACUCACAAUUAGUUUAACUGUUGCAUAUACCGCCUGACUUUUAGCGCUGACCAUUGUAUUAUGGGCAUGUCUAGAGAGCGCCCGGGCGCUCGUACGUAAAGUUGAGCAGACCCUCUGUAUUAGAAAAUUCAUCUUCCCCACUAACGAAAACGGAAAGAUUUUACAAUUUCCUUGGAUUCUAAGCGCACACACGCCGGUUUUUCUU